Messenger RNA from Acyrthosiphon pisum (pea aphid), 1277 nucleotides. RefSeq names its product ras-related protein Rab-21-like. The record is from RefSeq and is a predicted model, not a curated record. The coding region runs from base 343 to 1023 and encodes 226 amino acids. The transcript is spliced from 5 exons. Gene Ontology annotation, molecular function: GTP binding; GTPase activity. Lineage: Eukaryota; Metazoa; Arthropoda; Insecta; Hemiptera; Aphididae. Gene Ontology annotation, biological process: Rab protein signal transduction.
CGUACAUAUUAUUAUUACAUUAUCAUACUUCACUGUUUUCAGUGCUUAGCGGUGUAGGAUGUAGGUACUUAUUCACGUCGAUAACUGAUCGGCAUACCACAGAUUUAAUAUAACUCAUUGUUUCAUUUUAUGGCCAUAUACUUACGACGAUUUUAACUACGAUACAUAUCGACCUGUAUGCGACUGUCGCCCGUAGCGACUAGCGAGUGUAUUAUAUAACAGUGCAUAAUACCGUAAUCGGACACCGCCGCCGCCUUCUUUCUGUGACAUUUAACUACAAGUUGUGUGUUGUGCGCACAAAUGUAACAUUCCACCAGGACCAAGACUAACAGCAUCGCCAGGAUGGACGAUUCGGGAGACGGUCUAACCUCGACUGGCAGCAGGACGACCGCGCAGAGCUUCAAAGUAGUCCUGUUGGGCGAAGGGUGCGUGGGCAAAACGUCACUGGUGCUACGGUACACCGAAGACAAGUUCAACGACAAGCACGUCAGCACGCUACAGGCGUCAUUUGUCAAGAAAAAGCUCAAUCUCAAUGGACGGAGAAUAAACUUGUCGAUAUGGGAUACAGCCGGACAAGAGAGGUUUCAUGCCUUGGGGCCGAUUUACUAUCGAAUGUCCAAUGGUGCAAUACUGGUUUACGACAUUACCGAUGAAGAUUCUUUCCAGAAAGUGAAAAAUUGGAUUAAAGAACUAAAAAAGAUGUUAGGAAGUGAAAUUUGUCUUGUUAUUGCAGGAAACAAAAUUGAUUUAGAAAAAGAUCGUACAGUUUCAUUAGAAGAUGCAGAAAAGUAUGCCAGUUCAGUUGGUGCUGUACAUUUUCAUACAUCAGCCAAAAUGAAUUCAGGCAUUGAAGAAAUAUUCUUGAGUCUGUGUCGCAUGAUGAUAGAAAAGGCUGAUAAACAAACUGCUGAUAAUUUAGUUACAUUAAAUCGGUCAGGAAGCACAAGGAGAAGAACCGUAAUAAUUGAUGAUGAGGACGAUGUGCCAUCCAAAGAAUCCUCUCGUUGGUGUUGCAGUAGUUAAUUCAUUGCUUUCUGCCUUUUUUAAUAUGGUUUAAAGAUACCAAGAUUCAUGUUUAUUAUUAUAUAUAUAUAUUUUUUUUUUUUUGAGAAACCAUUCUGUUCGUGAUAUUUUUAACUUUUUGAAAAAUUAUAUUUUUUUAUAUUAGUUUAUUUGCUUAUUAAUGAUUUAUUUAAUUUUAGUUGAUCUUAUUUAUAAUUCACUGAUUAAAGCAUUAAUAUUAUUGGUUGUAGGCUAAUACAUAAUUUUUAAAAUAU